Molecule: messenger RNA, 1569 nt
Organism: Psilocybe cubensis
Lineage: Eukaryota; Fungi; Basidiomycota; Agaricomycetes; Agaricales; Agrocybaceae
Exons: 10
Coding region: 1-1569 (522 amino acids)
Biological process (GO): transmembrane transport
Cellular component (GO): membrane
Molecular function (GO): transmembrane transporter activity
Source: RefSeq, a predicted model, not a curated record
AUGGACAUCAAGUCUGAAAAAGGCGACGCUCAAGUGCUCACAGUUGAUCAUACGGACACUAACUCCAUCAUACGUGCCGAUGACCUGAAGCUUGCCGAAUUGGGGUACAGGAGCGAGUUUCGUCGAGAAUUCUCUCGUCUGGAAACAGUAUGUUUUGCCUUCUCAAUUAUGGGAGUGAUUGCGAGCGUCUCUUCGACUCUUUCUUUUGGCAUUUUUAAUGGUGGUCAUGUAGGCAUGGUUUUUGGGUGGCUCAUACCUUCCUGCUUUGUUAUGUUCGUUGCGCUCUCCAUGGCAGAAUUAGCCUCUUCCAUGCCAACGAGCGCUGGACUGUAUUACUUCUCCGCGAAGUUAGCACCUCCAAAAUAUGCCCCUCUUGCAAGCUGGAUAACCGGGUGGGCAAAUGUUACUGGGCAAGUGACGCUAGUCUGUGGCAUAGACUUCACUUGCGCCCAGAUGAUUACGACUGCGAUCGCUGUAAAUAGCGACGGCGCUAUAAUUCUAUCUUCUGGCGCGACAUUCGGCAUUUUAUUAGCCAUUUUGUUCUCCCAUGGAAUAGUUUGUUCUUCAGCAACCAGCGUGCUUGCUCGAUUGAAUCUAUUUUACGUUCUAGUCAAUGUCGGAACAAGUAUAGCUGCUAUUGUAGCUCUCCUUGUCCUUUCAGACGGAAAAAGGGCGUCUACAUCGGAUGCCUUUACUCUUUUUGAAAACAAUUCGGGUUGGAACAAUGGAUGGGCGUUUAUGCUAGCAUUCACUGCACCUAUGUGGACUUUGACAGGAUACGAUUCUGCUGCCCACAUCUCCGAAGAGACUGCCAACGCAGCGAAAGCGGCGCCUCUUGCUAUCAUAGUGUCGGUUAUUGGAACGGCGAGCCUUGGAUGGUUAUUGUUGAUAGCUACCUCAUUUGCCGUUCCAUCGGUCUCAGAUAUUCUGACAACAGACCUUCCUCUUCCAAUGGGGCAGGUGUUCCUGAAUGUUCUGGGGAAACGUGGCAUGCUUACUAUCUGGUCCUUGAUUAUCGUUGUCCAGUACGUAACUGGGGCGGCGCAGGCGGUCGACGCCUCUCGUGUGGUUUUUGCCUUUGCACGGGACAAUGCCCUUCCAGGUUCCCGACUUUGGAAGAGAAUGAACAAGUAUACACAAACCCCAGUGAACGCUGUGUGGUUCGUCAUCGGUGUAGCAGCACUCUGUGGGGUAUUGGGAUUCUCUGAGACUGCAUUAACGUCACUCGCUGGCUCCUCUGUGAUUGGGUUGUACACGUCAUAUGCUGCGCCAAUAUUCCUACGCAUUACUUCUGGACGCAAUAAACUCAUCCCCGGUCCUUUCAGCUUGGGUAAAUGGGCCACGCCCAUCGGUGCAGUCGCUGUUUCAUGGGUAACUUUUGUUGUGUUGAUGCUAUUUUUCCCACCUCAUCAAGUAACCUCGGCGCAAGAUAUGAACUACUCGGUGGUGAUCAUUAUGGGUGUGUUCAUCUUCGCGUCCUUAUCUUGGGUAAUUUCUGCCCGUAAAUGGUUUACUGGGCCCGUUCGGAACAUUGACGAGAGCCCCACUAUGUCCAUCAAACAAUCAUAA